GUUCUUUGUUUGGUAUAAGGUUAUGUUAAUAUUCACUAUUGGACAUUUGGCUAAAUUUCUGUAUAAAACGGAGAAAGCCACAGAAAAAAAAAAGUUUAAUAUUUUUCUCUAGUUUUUGCGACUGGUGUGUUUGUGUACAAGAUAUUUAAUGUCUUUUCAAUUCAACUUCUCGGGAAAACAGGAUAAUCAUAAUGAACCUGUUGAAACAAACAAUGAAAUUCAAUGGUUCACAUGCGAAGAAGUAGUACCAGAUCAGCAGAUGAUUCAAAAGUUGGACGAUCAUGUUAAACAGGCUAGAAUGUUUACCUGUGGUGAUGUCGAAAUUGGUCAUGUAGUCGUAAGCGAUGCUAUUUCCAAUAUGAGUAGUAAGUCUCUGCAAAUGGCCUCUAAGCUCAUUAUAGAUGUUAAAAGUGAUCUUAUAACAGGACAAUAUGAAGGUGGACUCAAAAUAUGGGAAUGUACUAGUGAUCUAAUACAAUAUUUAAUUCAUAAUGAAAAUAAAAUAAACUUUAUUAACAUUAAUGUAUUAGAUCUUGGCUGUGGUGCUGGCAUAUUAGGAAUAUAUUCAUUUUUAAAAGGGGCAAAUGUUACAUUUCAGGAUUAUAAUAAAGAAGUAUUACAAUAUGUAACAAUACCAAAUGUACUACUUAAUAUUGAAGAUGAAGAAGAAAGAAAUGAGAGAGUAAAGAAAUGUUUUUUUUAUUCUGGUGAUUGGGCAUCAUUCAACAAAACAUUAGAUAAAACCACAUCUUAUGAUUUGAUACUUACUUCAGAAACUAUAUAUAAUGAAACAAAUUAUGGCAAAUUAAUAAAACUCUUUGAACAGAGAUUAACUGCUAAUGGGUCCAUUUAUGUGGCUGCAAAAACUUGUUAUUUUGGGGUAGGAGGAGGGAUAAGACAGUUUGAAAAAGCCAUUAUUGAAAGCAGUUUAUUUCAAUGUGAAGUUACCUGGAAAACUACAAGUGGCAUUCAAAGAGAAAUAUUAAAAAUAACUAAAAAGUGACUUAAGGUUUUAUUUUAUUAAACAUCUUUAUAUAUUAAAACAUAUUCAUUUCCUCUGUUUAUUCUCUUGAGAAUGACUGCUAGUUUUGAUUAAACUUGAAGCAGUGGCAAGUAGGUGCUCAUCAAGAAAAAAUGUUCCCUGCAGUUUAUUUUUGAAACAACUCUUGUUAAAAUGAAUCAUGCUAUUAUUUAAAAUCACACUUGGCAAAAAUUAACUAAUUAUAAUUAUGAGUAAAAGCAAAAACGUACAAUAUGAUAUUGACUUAAAUUUUUU
Chilo suppressalis (striped riceborer) is the source of this 1276-nucleotide messenger RNA. The record is from the annotation of a GenBank genome assembly. NCBI's taxonomy places the organism in Eukaryota, Metazoa, Arthropoda, Insecta, Lepidoptera, Crambidae.